Messenger RNA from Peronospora matthiolae, 2319 nucleotides. NCBI's taxonomy places the organism in Eukaryota, Oomycota, Peronosporomycetes, Peronosporales, Peronosporaceae. The record is from the annotation of a GenBank genome assembly.
AUGCGACGCCUGCAGUGGUCGUGGCUGCCACUGAGCACGUCGCUUUUAUCGCCAUUAACGCCAGCGUCCGCCUCUGACGCUACCGCCGCCGCCUCUUCCUCUGUGUCUUGGUGCACGAACCCAACUGCUAGCGCCGUGCUCACGUCGUGUGGAGACAGCUGCGAUGCUGGCGACCCGUGCGUCCAGUUCCGCGAGUCGUCCAGUUGUAGCGAAGCGUCGCGCAACGACUGCGAGCGCCACAGUCCCACGUGCACGUACCAGUGUCUGGACGCGUACAACUCCGUGGCUCGGAAGUUUACUGUCUUUAUCAAAGAGCCUGCCCCGUCGGACACGUGGACGACUAGUGCCAGUGGCAGUGAUGCCGCUGCUUUUCCCAGUGCCGCGUUCGACACGGUCGCUGGCGUUGUAUACACUGAAACGACGCGGAACAUUCAGAUCACAGGGUUUGAUGACACGAACGUGCAGAAAGGCGCGCUGAAGGCUGUGACAUUUGACGCGAAUGCGUUUGCGACGGCCACGGUGUUGGAACAAUUGAUCUUGACCAAUCUGGAUCUCCAAGUACUUCCGACCGGCUUUUUGCCGACUACGGUGUCUUUAUUAACGAUUGAGAAUUGCAACUUGGCCAGCUUACCGCCCCAAUUGGGGAACCUGGCAAACAAGAACUUGGUGACGCUCAAUCUCAACAAGAACACAAUGACCAGUGUGACGGCUUCGGACAGCUCAGUUACAAAGGCUUUGCAGGGGUUAACUACACUAAACUUGACAGACAACUCUAUCGCUACAUUCGACGUGGCACUUCCUUCGAUCACUACAUUAGACUUGUCGCACAACAAACUGACCGAAUUUCCAGCCGCCGUCUUUAAUAUGACCAAUCUCAACAUUCUAAAUACGGCUGGCAACAGCAUUGGUUCUUUGGCUGUGACGACUACACAAUACAAUUUUCUGCGGAGACUUUCUUCCGAUAGCACGUUAGGCAUCACCACUAGCGCUUGCAUUCGUGGCACCGCAUCCGAUGUUCUGGACUCGGUGGUCUGUGUAUCUGAUGAUCCUGCAGCUACUUUAGAUGGAUCAGACUCUUCUUCCGGCAGGAGCACCCUAGUCAUUGCCGUUGUCGUGCUAGGUGUGGUAGUUGUGCUUGGUGCUGCAGGAUUCUUCUUCUAUCGCCACCGGAUGAAAAGCCGUGGCUGUUACGUAGCAAAUUCGCCAAACAUGGUUGGAAUGGCAACUCCUUUAUCAGCAAACAUCGUCCCGGCACGCAACAGGGCAGCAAGCCGUGGUCGUGCAUCGUCACAACCGCGACCUCCGGUGGCUGGUGGCCGUACCCCUCGCAGUUCUAUCCCGAAUUUGUUGCAACUUGCCGGUUUUUCGAACCAUGGCAAGAAGAUGUCCGAUGCCCAACCUCGUCGUAGCAGCUUGCAGUCUACUUUUCCUGCCGGAGCAGGCAAUCAAUCUCGAAGCUCUAUCAUCACUGCCAGCGUGGUUCGAAUUCCGAGCGAUGAGAUCAAUUACACUCGUAAGAUCGCUAAGGGAGCUUUUGGCGAGGUUUGGUUAGCAUUAUACGGUGAGAAUCUAGUUGCUGUCAAGAAAUUGAUCACAGUUGAAGGAACAAGCGUGCGGGAAUUUGUUACGGAGCUGAAUCUGCUAGCAUCGUUGUCGCACCGAUGCAUUCUUUCUCUGGUCGGUGCUUGCUGGGACGAUGAAUUAAGCGAUAUUCAGAUUGUCAUGGAGUAUAUGGAUUCUGGAGACCUGCUGUCGGUUCUGCGGACGAAUCCACCGUCAGUGCUGACUUGGGAGAAUGGCAAGGCUACAUACUGCUUACAAGUGUGCGAAGCGGUUUAUUACUUACACAGCUUUCAGCCUGCACUGAUUCAUCGUGAUAUCAAGUCACGUAAUAUUUUGGUGGAUUCAGAAAAGGGAGCAAAAUUGUCCGAUUUCGGAGAAAGUCGUGAACGUACCGUGGCGCGAACAAUGACGGCCGGUGUUGGCACGGCUCGCUGGGUGGCGCCUGAAAUUAUAUUAGGCGAGGACUACAGCGAACUUGCUGAUAUUUACUCGCUCGGUGUUUUGCUAACAGAGAUGGAUACACACCAAAUUCCGUACCAGACGUUGGGUCUUGAGGAAUCAAUGAUUGUCCAACAGGUUGCUGUAGGAAAGUUGAGACCGAAGGUAUCGGACACCUGUCCAGAGAUCAUCCGCCGAUUGACUCACGAGUGUCUCCAGUAUGACCCCGGUCUUCGACCAUCCGCGGCCCGCGUGCUUCAGACUCUCCUGGCCUCACCGCUGAUUCGUCAGCCAUCGAAUGAUCAAACAGACAACUAG